Messenger RNA from Lactuca virosa, 297 nucleotides. The record is from the annotation of a GenBank genome assembly. NCBI's taxonomy places the organism in Eukaryota, Viridiplantae, Streptophyta, Magnoliopsida, Asterales, Asteraceae.
AUGGGGUGGAAGAUUGGCAGUGUUGUGGUGCUGAGGGUGGACGUCAGGUAUUGGUUAUGGGUUGUGUUUUGGGGUUGUGUCGUCGCUAACGACGGUGUUUGGCCGCCGGAUGGCGGUACAUCGUUGACUAUUGUGACACAGUCUGCCGGUGUCACAGGUGUGACAACCGGCUCUAGUGACGUCAUUGGUCGUAUCGAGCUGUUUUGUUGCCUUGAGGGUUCACCGGCGGUUUCGUUCGUCAUCCUGGGGGUGAACCGGAGUGUGGUUUUGUGUAUCGCUUGUCACACAAAUGGAUGA